AUGAUAAUAAUAAUACAAAUGAUAAAAAUAACAAUAAUACUAAUGAUGAUUCAGGAAGCACCUCCCCUCAAUCUCUCUUUCCCUUCGCCAGGUGGUUGAGAAUGGGAAAGUGCAGUUGGACGGGCUUCGUUCGCACGGUCAAGCAGGUGAUCACGUUCAUAUUCAGCCACGUGGGUCUGUGUGCGUUUGUAGCCGGCUAUUCGGUUGCUGGGGCGUUCCUGUUCAGGGAGCUCGAGCAGGACAAGGUCGAGGAGUACUAUGAUUCGGUCGUCAACAGGAACGAAUGCUUCAGCAAACUCUAUAACAUCACGGAGGAGGUGGGCUUCCAGCUCAACGGCAGCCACUGGAGGGACCUGCUCACCUCGGCGGCGUGGCAGGAGCGGGUCCUGCAGCAGCUGGAGGCGUUCGAGGAGGACCUGAUCGAGUCGGUGAGGAACCAGACGUACGACCAAGGGCCCGAGGAGCAGAGGAAGAGGUGGAGCGUCAUCGGGUCCCUUUUCUACUGCGUCACCGUCAUUACGACUAUAGGCUACGGCCACGUGUCGCCGCGCACGAACACGGGCAAGAUGGUGACCAUCGUGUACGCCCUGUUCGGGAUUCCGCUCAUGCUGCUCUGCCUCACCAACAUCGGCAACUCCAUGGCCACGUCGUUCAGGUUCAUGUACCACCGGAUGUGCUGCUGGUAUUGCCGCAAGAAGAGAGGCGAAGAGAGCGCGGAGUCGUCUUCCAUGCUGCAGAAUCCUAGCGGCACGGCGGGACCAGCCACCCCGGCCCCCUACACCCCGCCCCCCAAGUACAAGCCCAACCGCCGCAACAUGCUCAUUUCGCCGCCCAUCUCGGCCACCAUCCACCGCGGCUCCGACAACCCCCUGAAGGCGCCGUCGCUGGACUCCCCGAGCCCCUCGCCAGGCCACCCCGCGACGCGCGCGCUGGCUUUCCCUUCGCAGAACCACGUCCUCCUCCCGGACAUGGAGGCGAACCGCAUCGUGGCCGAGUGCGCGGCCUACACCAAGACCCACAUCCCCGGCUUCGUGGUGUCGCUCGACCCGGCGGCGAGCGACUGCCACGACUACGACAUGGUGACCGUCUCGACCCGCCUGUCCCCCAGCGUGUCCACUCGCCCUUCGCCCACGGCCUCCUCGCGGCCCACGCCCGAGCCCUCGUCUCCGCGGGCGCGAGAGGCGCCGGCGGAGUGGGCGCCGGCGCGGGAGAACGGCGGCCCGCACAUCAUCAUUGAAUCGGAGAUGGAGCAGCCUCCCUCCAACCACUCGACGCGGCCCGGCUCGCCGGCGUUCACCACCUCCACGCACCACGCCUCCAGCACGUCGCUCACGAGCAUUGCAAGUCGGCCGUGCAACAAGCGGACCUCGAGCCCGUUCCUGGGCGCCACGCUGUCCGGCGGGAUGGACCUCGACGGACCUCCUCAUCCCCGCGUCGUGGAGAGGCCGCCGCGGUCCCCGGGAAAGACUCUCGUGGUCUACAAUACGCUCUCCGGGGACGCCCUUCUCGAGCAGAGCAAGAUCGUGCGCAAGAUGGCGCUCAUGAACAAGGGAGGCUUCGGGCAAGUGCGCACCGACGCCACGACCGUCUUUACGGAUCCCAUUUCGGGCCAGGCGGUCGACGGCGACAUGCUGGGGCUAAACUACCGCCCCAUUCCGCCCGACACGUCGGAUGCGGAAAACCGCGUGCCCAUCCCCAUCGUGCUGGGCUUCGUUGCCUCGUACCUGGGCAUCGGCUCCCUGCUGUUCGUAUGGCUGGAGGGAUGGUCCAUGCUGGACGCCUGCUACUUCUGCUUCAUCACCCUCUCCACCAUCGGCUUCGGCGACUUCGUUCCGGGCAAGUCGCUGGGCUACGAGACGCAGGAAGCGCAGAUCAAGCUGGUCACCGGGUCCAUCUACCUGGUGCUUGGCCUGGCCGUCCUAGCGAUGUCUUUCAACUUAGUGCAGGAAGAGGUGGUCCUAAAAUGCAAAGCGUUUGCUAACUGGAUAGGCCUUCUCAAAGACUGAGGUCUUACUAUAUUGAUAGUAUUGUUACUAGUCUCCGAAGAUAACUCAGAUGGUAGUAACCACCUUGGUAGAACCUGAAACACAAAUGUCAAAUAGAUUUCUUAUCCCGUCUUGUUAUACGCAAUAUAUGUAUAUGAACAUGAUUUAUAAAUAAAUGAGCACAUGAGUAUCUCAUAUAGAGCGAAAUACACUCAUAAUACACACACACACACACAAAUACACAUGUAUAUGUAUAUCAUUUAUUUAUUGAUAGGAAAUGCAUAAAGAUGAGUAACUACAGAUAUAUAGAUAUAGGAAUUAUUAUCACAUGACUACCUUAGCUAAAUUCGUUCCUGAAGUCCUUGACACAUAAGAACCAAUGCAAGAUCAUAUACUGAUCUAGUCCGUUUAUCUAAUUCAAAAAUAUUAAUGUCUCUAGGUGAUAAAAUGGCAAAUCUUAGAUCAACAUUUCCACCCUGCAGAUCCAACAAACAGUAACUACUGUGUCAUUAGAUAAUAAAAUAGGUAACUAGAUAAACGAAAAUACAAGAAACACCACAUCAACAUCCACUGUUAACACAUCACAUUUUAGGAUGUUCACUCUGGACAUAACCAAUUUAUAUACUGUGUAUAGAGAAAUAGAAAAUGUUUAAUGUGCAAGGAAAAUGGCUGUGAUAAUUCUUUUCUCAGCUCUGCAAUAUGCUUUUUCUGGUUAUCUGUAUUGUGUUUAUUUGCUUAGCUUUUCAUGAGCUGAUGAGUGUUUAUAACAAUAUAAAAGUGAGUUUUGAUAAUAAGAUCUGCUUUCUGUUUGGAGACUUAUAAUAAACCCAGUUGAGUUAAUAGAUUUAAUAUCAAAAGCUCUAAGAUUGUUGCACAGUAAGGUUUUACUCACAAAAUCACAAAAUACAAAUAAAAAUCAAUAAAACUUCAAUGAUAUAAUUUUGUGUAUUGUAAUGUAGAGUAAUUAGAAUUGUAGAGAAACAUGUAUAUUAAAAUCUUGAAUAUGGCCUUUCAUUCAGUAAUUCAGUCUUGAGAUUUUCAGAAAAAAAAAAAAAUCUAUAUAAAAA
This is a messenger RNA of Penaeus indicus, 3052 nucleotides long. RefSeq lists its product as uncharacterized. The record is from RefSeq and is a predicted model, not a curated record. Gene Ontology annotation, molecular function: potassium ion leak channel activity; outward rectifier potassium channel activity. Gene Ontology annotation, cellular component: plasma membrane. Gene Ontology annotation, biological process: stabilization of membrane potential; potassium ion transmembrane transport. The coding region runs from base 102 to 2006 and encodes 634 amino acids. The transcript is spliced from 5 exons. Lineage: Eukaryota; Metazoa; Arthropoda; Malacostraca; Decapoda; Penaeidae.